Molecule: messenger RNA, 1629 nt
Organism: Paramecium tetraurelia
Lineage: Eukaryota; Ciliophora; Oligohymenophorea; Peniculida; Parameciidae
Exons: 2
Biological process (GO): peptide catabolic process
Cellular component (GO): mitochondrion; cytosol
Molecular function (GO): metal ion binding; metalloendopeptidase activity
Source: RefSeq, a predicted model, not a curated record
AUGCCUUAGCUCUUUUAUUAGAUUAAGCUAUCGCUAGUCCUAUUGAUUCUAUUAUCCAGUCUCCCUGUUUUUGCUAUUUAACAAAAUACUAUUUAAUUUGAAGAAGCAAUAAACAAUUUAAGUUUCCUUCAAUUGGAUAAUGAGAAGCAACAAGGGACUAUCAUAAAGCCUUUAAUAGAUCCAAAAUCAUACAAAUACAUUGAAUUGGAAAACAAGUUAAAAGUAUUGCUUAUACAUGAUCCGAACUCAGAAAUUGCCACAGCUGCACUGGAUGUGUAAGCUGGAUCUUGGAAUGAACCAAGUGAAUAUCCUGGCUUAGCCCACUUUUGUGAACAUAUGUUAUUUGUUGGCUCUGAUAAAUAUCCCAGACCUGAUUAUUUCGAUGAAUUAUUGGCAAAAGGAGCCGGCCGUUCCAAUGCUUAUACUGAUGCUUAACCAAUACUAAUUAUUAUUUUGAAAUUACUUCAUAAUACUUAGAUAAAGCCUUAGAUACAUUUGCUCAUUUUUUUAUUGAUCCUUCUUUUUAAUGAAGAUUUAGUAGAGAGAGAGAAGAACGCUGUUAAUUCUGAGUACGAGAUGGAUGUAUCCUCAGAAGAUUGGAAAAUCUAAAAUUUAUUUACAUUAUUUGCUGAUCCUAAACAUCCUGCAAGCAGAUUCAGUCUAGGCAAUGAUGAAGUGUUGAAAAAGAAGGGUAUUGAAAAUGCAUUAAAAUCCUUUUUUGAAUAAUAUUAUUCCUCAAACCUUAUGAGUUUGGUUAUUUAGAGCAAAGUUAGUUUGUAAGACAUGGAACGAUUAAUUAAGCCUUUUAAUCGGAUCAAGAAUUAAAAUUUAUAACCUUCUCAAUUUAAUGCAUUUCCCUAUCAAUUUGGAUUUCUAUGCAAAUACAAAACUGAAAAAGAUCAAUUGACUUUAAAUUGGUAACUUAAAGGAAGAGAAUAGUUCACUCAUUAAAAACCAAUUGAAUUUUUAGAUUAUAUCAUAUAAAAUGGAAAUCUCGUAGAUUUUAUGAAGGAGUAAAACUUGAUUAUUUCUCUUUCUUCUGAGGUCUUCAUGGAGGAGUCUUCAUAUACUAAUUACAUGAUGGAGAUAGUUUUAACUGAAAAAUCUCAAGAGAAUGAGGAAGUUGUUGCUGAAAUAACUAAAAUUAUAUUCAAUUACAUUCAAAAAUUAGAAAAUUGGUUAUCAGAUGAUGAAUACAUCAACCAAGUAUUUAAAGAACAAAGAAAGAUUUCUAAAUUGAAUUUCAACUAUUUAACUGAACAAUUGGAUACUUCAACUAUGGCCAGAAUAUUGAACCGAUAGAAACCAAAUGAGGUACUUUCCUCGGAAUUCAUUAUUGAUACUUUGGACAAGGAUUUAAUAUUAGAUUACAUUCAAUAAUUGAAGAAUACAUAAAACUUAAUAAUUUUAAUAGGUAACCAUCAAUAUUCUUAUUCAAAUGAAAAAGUUGAUGAAAAAAAGAGUAAUAAAUAAGCAAUUUAUAUAGACUCAUAUACUCAAAACAAAAAUUUGAUGAGCAUUUUAUUAAUUUCAUAUCCAAAUAGGAUGAAAAACUAUAAGGAAUGUUUGAUAAACCCAUAAUAAAAUGAAUUUAUCCCCAGAUAAUGUGGAAUUAAUUUCAUUGUGUGA